Molecule: messenger RNA, 876 nt
Organism: Microthlaspi erraticum
Lineage: Eukaryota; Viridiplantae; Streptophyta; Magnoliopsida; Brassicales; Brassicaceae
Source: the annotation of a GenBank genome assembly
AUGGAGGAUCAAAAGCAGACGAGUUUCACUUUUGAGAUAGAUAACUUCUUCGAUAACGAAGGGUUGUUAAUGUUUAUCCCAAAGGAGAUCUUGAUGAUGAUCACUUGUCAGUUGUCACUGUACCUCUAUGUCGCGAAUCCUGAAUCAUUGAGACUUGGAUGGAAAAGGCGAGCUAGUUUUUCCUUCGUUCUGUUGAAUGAAUCGGGCAAAGAGCUAUUCAAAAAACCUGAAAUUUUGUUCAACUUUUUUAACGCUGAGGUCACAGGAUGGGGUUAUACAAAGGCUUUGCCUCUUAAAGAGCUUAAGAAAAAAGGGCUUUUAGAGAAGAAAAAAAUUAUCGUUAAGGUGGAAGUAAAAGUUGUUGAAGUUAUUGAUGGUGGACAUGUAACUGGAAAGGAUACAUUAGAUGUUAGUGGUUUCCAAGUCCUUUAUUCUCAGGCUAUUAGAGUGAGUAAGCUUUUCGUGAAGCACCCGGACAUGGCAGUAAAUUUCAGACUAACGAAUCAGUUGGUGAGGACAACCUACAUAAAUAUCCUCCUCGGUCUCAUUGAGACACUGGAAAAGCCGCCACAUAGCAUCUCCGAGACUGAGCUAGGAAACGCUCGCAGUGAGUUAAACGAUCUAACACAAGCAGGAUUCAAGCUAGAAUGGUUGAAGACAAAGAUUGAUGAGGUUUCCUUGAAGAGGAAGGUAUCAAAUGCUCCCAAUGAUACUAGAGUCCAAGAACUUGAGGAAGACAUCAAGAAUAUCAAAGAUGAACUGAACAAGGAGAAGGUCAAAUUUCUGUCCUUGGAGCAAACAGUGUCAGAUCUUAGAGAUGAAGUGUGGGAUUUUAAAGAUGAGCUGAACAAGAAGAGGAAAUUAAACCCUCAAUAA